UUUCCCAGCCUUUAUUGGCCAUCGUCGUCGACGAACCGAAACCUUUCCUUCUCUUACCUCCAUGUAUCUCUCUGUUUUCUAAUUUUCUUACAUUCACAGGCCUAGAUUUUUCCAAAAUGAACUGUUAAUCUCGGAGAAGAUUUUCGUUUGACGAGAUUGGAAUCGUUUUUUUCUCUCUAAAUUUGGAAAUUUUGCUCUUUUUGGGUGUCGAAAUCGGAUCUAUUUCUCGCUCCUCCAUACUAGCUUUUGUUAAUUUGUUAGUAACAUUUUGAAUAGCCCAAGCACGGCGGUGUUUCAGAAUGGCAACGAGUUUUGAUCGGUGGGAGAAGGAUCCCUUCUUUUCUGCGGCUGAGGAAGUUCAAGAAUCCGCGGACAGGAUGGAAUCGACAUAUAGAACAUGGAUGCACGCUAAGAAAGACGCUUCUAGUAUGUGGGACGCUGAGGAACUUCGCAGGGAUCUCCGAACUGCCCUUGGGACUACCAAAUGGCAGUUAGAGGAGUUUGAACGGGCAGUUAGGUCAAGUUAUGUUAGAAGCUCAAAUGAUGACGCAAAGGACAGACACCGAGAGUUUAUUAUUGCCAUUGAGAACCAGAUUUCGAACGUUCAAAAUUCGUUAAAGGAACAUUCUCUCUUACAGGGAAAGCCUCCUCUGCCUUGGGUUCGUUUGGAUGAAGGAGAACGAAAUGAGCUGGCACUGUUUCUUUCAGGUCCUCCGAAGGCUGCAGACAAAAAUCCUGUUAAAAGUUGUGGCUGGGACAAUGAAAGACUUCAAGCAUUAGAUAAAGAAUCCGCACUAGAGUGUUCGAAGAGUUCAACCCGCUCUGCUGAGAGGGGUUCCCAGGACACUAGGGAGGAAAAGUCACUGGAGGUCGAGAAGUUGCACGGGCACAGGAGGACGGCUAGUGCUAGUGCCGACAUUGGUGCAUGGAAAAUUAAAGUAUUUGAUGAUAGUUUCGCACCUAGUUCGUCAAACCAGCUACGUGACCAACCCGUGCGGAAGAUACCAAGUUUGUCUGGGUUCCUUAGUUCCAUGGAAUCAGCAUCCGGUUUAAAGUGUUCAAAGAAUGGUUUCAGGAAGUGGAAGGCAACUGAUAGUCAUCAGGAAGCUGAUAUUGAAUUGCUACGACCUACGCAGUUGACUAAGGGCAUUAAUGCAUGCUAUGAAAGAAGCAAGAGUUGUUUGGAUAGUUGCGAUGAUUGCUAUGAAAAACAACUUUAUGGCUGGUAUGGUGCUAUUCAGAGACAGCUUCAAAGAUCUCAGUAUCAGAUGCAAUAUAGCCGCCCUGUUCAAAUAGCCAUUUGGGUUAUCCUUCUUCUUUGCUUGAUUGUUUUAGUUUUGUUGCGAGCAGUGUGAGGCAGGCGUCAUCCUUGGUUUAGUUCAAGGCGAUAUGCGGGCACGGAAUUUUCAGGAGUAGGAUAUCUCUUGAUAGAGAUAGGUUGGUGUUUUCAUGCUUUUUCUUGCGUGUAGGAUUUAUUAGCACGUCCUCACUUGAUAGGGAGUUAAGCUUCCGCCUUCAUUGAUUAUUUCUUUUUACUGUUUCUCCUGUUUCCUUGUGCAAUACCAAUUUCUUUGAUCAAGGGUAAUACCAUUUUAGUCAUAGAUGAUGUAGCAGAGAAACCAGGGAAACGCUUGUAAGCAAAGUAUCACACCAAUUUGCUGUACAAGUACUGGAAUUACUGUAGUGUGCGGAAUUUGAGAUCUUCCCUUAAGAUCUCCCUUAAAUUUAUUUAUUUAUUGCCAAAAAGAACUUUUGUUACUGUAUAAGUAUGUAAAUCAGUAUGGAAAUGGCGCAAUAUUUUCGUUAUGCAA
This is a messenger RNA of Morus notabilis, 1811 nucleotides long. RefSeq lists its product as uncharacterized. The transcript has 5 exons. Gene Ontology annotation, cellular component: membrane. Gene Ontology annotation, biological process: Golgi vesicle transport. The record is from RefSeq and is a predicted model, not a curated record. Bases 300 to 1355 code for a protein of 351 amino acids. Lineage: Eukaryota; Viridiplantae; Streptophyta; Magnoliopsida; Rosales; Moraceae.